CUCUUUUUUUCUUUUAUUAGUGUCCCUCAUAGACGUCUCGCGCAAAUGUUUUACGAUCAUGUUGAUGGCUGCGAAAUAUCCUUAGAAUGGCUUUUAUUCUAUUAAAUGGUCAAUUGGCACUCCUCGCCUUGCUAAUACGCGCACCAGGUUUGUGAUGGGUGAACGCAAGCCUUGGGCUGCAGAUAUUGCAUUCCCAGCACGCCUGCUCGUCUUGUAUUGUUUCCAAGCAGCGCGUCCGCGUUUUUUUGCCGCAAUGCUCGUUAACCUCCCAAUGACCCCGCUCGCAGAUUCAGUGCAAACAGUUGCGCCAGAGGAUGGCGCACCACGACAACGCAAAGUUCGCCCUGAGCUAGCGAGUCCUCCUCAUCCCCACCCCGCGUGAGUUUACCUCCGGAGGUCACCAAGCAGGAUUUACGACUGGUCAACAAAAGCACGUGAUACUCCGCCGUACCCCAUAUUUGGGUGCCUACGUAAGAGAGAAUCAAGUCCAUGGCCCACUCAUUUCCAUAAUUCAUCAUAAAUUGUGCAAGGCUGCUAUAGGACGCGCUAAAGCAUAAGAGCCACAAAUCAAGCACGCUUGCUUGAUGCUUUUCUCCUCUUGCAAUAAUAACAAUAAUACGCGUAAAACAGCAGCGAUACACAGCGAGUGGAGGAAUUGUCAACAAAUGAGCUCCUAUUUUGUGAACUCAUUCUGCGGUCGCUAUCCCAAUGGCGCGGACUUCCAGUUACAUAAUUAUGGAGAGCAUAGUUCGGCCGACGAGCAAUACAGCGACUCCACGGCCAUGCACUCCGGCAGGUACGGUUAUGGCUAUAACGGAAUGGACUUGAGCGUCGGCCGGCCCGCCACCGGACACUUUGUGGCCAACGAGCGCACGGCCGCCUUCUCUCCGAGCCACUCGACGGCCGCCACCCCCUCGGCGGAGCCGGUCAGGUACACUCAGCCCGUCGCCAGCAGCUCCGCCAACUCGGCUCUGUCCCCCGCGCCUGACCCGAUCCCGUGCUCGUCCUCGGUGGCCGGCUCCACGCAGGUCAGCGAGUCUCGUACCCAGCACCGAGCCGUGAAAAACUCACUUCCGAGCCCGGGCCCGUGCUCCGGCUCCGGCGGGGGCAAUCUGCUGCACGCUCGGGACUGUGCGCCCAAAGGGUCCCCCUUGGACGAAGAGAAGCCCACGGGAAGCGCGCCCGGCACGCCACAGAAUGCCAGCGACCCGACCCAGCCUCAGAUAUAUCCGUGGAUGAGGAAACUGCACAUAAGUCACGAUCUGUCCGGUCCAGAGGGCAAGCGUGCCCGGACCGCCUAUACCCGCUACCAGACCCUGGAACUGGAAAAGGAGUUCCACUUCAACCGCUACCUGACCCGCAGGCGGAGGAUCGAGAUCGCGCACGCCCUGUGCCUCUCGGAGAGACAAAUCAAAAUCUGGUUCCAGAACCGCAGGAUGAAGUGGAAGAAGGACAACAAGCUGAAGAGCAUGAGUAUGGCUGCAGGCGCGGGGGGCUACAGGCCUUGAUUAUCACCCCCCCGACCCCCCCACUACCCCAAGCCACCCACCCCACUCAUCAUCACCCCUGCUAAGGAGUGAGACAAAAAUAAAAGUUAUGUCAUAACUCUUGGAGGUGCAGAGACAUGGCUAGCCAACAUUUCCAUUUAAAGUGGUCAUUUUAAAUGUACAUUUCUGCUUAGAUUUAGACAAAACGGUGAAAUAAAUGUUGGUUUAAAUUAUUUCUUGUUCAGACAAAAAAGAAGGGAGAAAAUGCUACCUAUUAACCAGCGAAUGCACUCAAUGUACACUCAGCUUACUUGUUUCGCUCCAUUUUCUGUGUACCUACAGUAUAUUAUGUGUAUUGUAUUUAUUUGUGUGGUGUAUAUUGCGAUAAAAGCUGCCAAAAGUCUGCAAAGUGUUUGUACGUGUGCGUACAUAUAGCUGCGCAUUGUAAUUUGAAUUGCUUUCCACAAAUAUUUUCUUCUUUUUUUUUGUCAUUCGUUUAAAAUCCGCGCGUAUAUAACUCCGUGGUGUCAAACUUUUUUUUGUAAAUGUUUUUUAAAAAACUGGAAGUCAAGAAUGUACUGUAAAGACAUUGUUGCUGUUCAUCAUGACAAUUAUAAUAAACUUUUUACUGGAA
This is a messenger RNA of Syngnathus acus (greater pipefish), 2121 nucleotides long. It is a transcript of the gene hoxa5a, whose product is annotated as homeobox A5a. The coding region runs from base 585 to 1508 and encodes 307 amino acids. Lineage: Eukaryota; Metazoa; Chordata; Actinopteri; Syngnathiformes; Syngnathidae. Gene Ontology annotation, cellular component: nucleus. Gene Ontology annotation, biological process: anterior/posterior pattern specification; regulation of transcription by RNA polymerase II. Gene Ontology annotation, molecular function: RNA polymerase II cis-regulatory region sequence-specific DNA binding; DNA-binding transcription factor activity, RNA polymerase II-specific. The record is from RefSeq and is a predicted model, not a curated record. The transcript has 2 exons.